Molecule: messenger RNA, 4960 nt
Organism: Chlamydomonas reinhardtii
Lineage: Eukaryota; Viridiplantae; Chlorophyta; Chlorophyceae; Chlamydomonadales; Chlamydomonadaceae
Exons: 6
Coding region: 740-3394 (884 amino acids)
Source: RefSeq, a predicted model, not a curated record
CGUGCAUACGAACAACAGACUCGCGCAGAGCGACCGAUUUGAGCGGCAACAGGGGCGCCUACGCGUUGGCGCGAAAGGCUCGGUGGCCCUUGCCGCGUCGACGUCUGCACCGCAUGCAAAGACUUAGCUUCAGGCGUCGUUAUUACCCGCCCUCGUGUGCUCCAACAACAUCUUGCUCGACGGUUGCCCUGCUGACCCGCGACGGCAUGAGGCAUGAGGACCGGCGAGCGAGCCUGCUCUCCGCCGGCGGGCCGCUUCCCCAAGCUGCCGCGUGUCAUUUCGGUAUUCGCUUACAACUUCACAACCAUAGGGACGCCCAGCCGCCACCGCUACACCAGCAAGCUCUCAGUCUGCGUCGCGUGAGCGGCAUUCGCUGCUCGACCAAGAGCCUGCGUAAUAGCCCCUUAGCGCUGGGACCGUUGCUUUGGUCGUCACGUUUCGGAGCUUACUUGGGGCCCGGAGCUGCGCCUGCUGCCCUCUUGGCCGCCUCGAUUACCGCGGGCCCACCGACGCCAAGCCCACGCUCGCCCAGCGCCGCAGCCCCGCGCUCGCUUGCGGCUCACGGCAUAUCUGCGACUCUCCUCUCGUCUAGGGGCGCCGCCGUCGCGUGGUUUGCAGGCGGUCACCGUCGGCGCGCAAUCGUCAAGUUCGCGAGCUCAGAGGCGCGGCCACGUCCGUCGCACUUGCCGCUGAGCGCACAGCGCCCGCGCCCGCGCCUGUCUUCUAAGCAUUAGAGGCCAUGGAAGUUGACGCGGCCAAACCGGAGGCGCAACAGCCGCCUCCGGCCGCAACCUCGCCAGCUAGCCAGGAAGCUGCGGCAGCGAGCGAACAGCCUCGCACCGCCGGCAAGGCCGCGGCGGACAACGCCGCCCCCGCCACCGAUGCAGCUUCAAAUCCUGAACGCAAUGAGUUGCAGCCCGGCGCUGCCUCGCCCGCCGCGGAGCCCCCCGCGGCCGACCCCGCGCAGGCGGACGCCGCUGGCGCUGGCGGCCCCAGCCCCAGCCCCAGCCCCACGCCGGGCUCCGGCGACGCCGCCGCCGGCGGCGCAGCCGCCGCCCGCCGCGGCAGCGGCACCGCGGGCGAGGAACUGCCACUGUCGCUGCAACGCAAGCAGCGGCAUCGGCGGCCGCCGGCGGGUUGGGAGAUCGACGCGGAGGCUCUCAUGCCGACCAAGCGACCCAAGUCCGCACACGCACACCGGGAGUCAGAUGCGGAGCAAGCAGCUAAACGCGCUAAGACGGAGGUGACGGCCGCGGGCGAGGUGGGCAUUGUCGCCAACAGCGGCAGCGCCGCCGUCAGCAACGGCGCCGGCGCCACUUCCGCCGGGGGCGGCGCCGCCACCGCCGCCACCGCUAACGGCGGCUCCGGCACGCCGGCGCCGUCCACAGGCGGCACGCCCAGCGCCUACACUCCCGGCGGCACCGGCACAGGCACAGGCACGGGCCUGUCCUCCGGCGGCAUUCCUUACGGCACGCUGUUCUUCCGGGCGCAGGGCCGCAGCGCUAACUUGAUGAUUGCCUUUGACGGCGGCUUCUCGCGGCCGUUGCUGUACCGCGAGAACGGCUCGGGUGUGGAGCCCACGCCGCUGGGGGAGCCGGAGGCGGGCGAGGAGGGGCCGCCGCAGGAGCUGCAAUGCCUGGGCUUCGCCAAGCUGGACACGUCGGUGCCCGGCGGCGGCGCGGCGGCGAUGCGGCUGGCGACGCUGUCGGAGGUGGUGACGCACUUCCGGUCGGUGCUGGAUCCCUCGUCGGCCGCCUACGGCCGUGUGGCCGGACCCACUGUGUACGUCAUCAUCACGUGUGACAAGUCGCGAGGCUGGAUGACGUACGAGAUCGACGCCAACGGCGCGGUGUGCCCCAAGGUGGUAUACGAGGUGGGCGAGGGCGGCGCGCUGAGUUCCACCACGCCCGCACAGUUCGAGGCGCAGGUGGCGCAGAGCAGCGCCAAGAAGUGGCGCCACAGCUUCAAGGCGGCCGCCGGCUUCUUGAAGAUGGGCCCGCGCCAGGGCGGCGUGAUGCCGCCCGCUACCGUGUUGGAUGUGCUCAACACCGUAAAGGACCUGCUCGGCGUGUCUGCGGUCGUGGCGCUGCCGGCGGACAAGCCGCUCACGCAGCAGCAGCGCCGGGCGCAGCAGCAGGCCGCGGCGGGCGGCGGGGCAGGCGGGGGAGGCGCGAGCAGGGGCGGCACGCCGGGCGUAAGCGGUGUGGAGGCGGCAGCGGCGGUGGCGGCGGCGGAGCCGAAGGCGGCGCCAGCCAAGCCCGAGAAGCGGGUGCGGGACCGGGAAAAGGAGCGUGAGCGGGCGGCGGAGCGGGCAGCGGAGCGAGCGGCAGCGGCGGAGCGGGCGGCAGCGGAGCGGGCUGCGGCGGCGGCGCUGGUGGCAGUGUCUGCGGGAGAGGCAGAGGGUGCGAUGGGUGUGGCGCUGGGAUUGGCAGGGGCUGCGAACGGCAACGGGGUCGCGGGCGCGGUAGCUAGCGGGCGGAACGGGGCCGCGGCGGGGGGCGGAGGCGGCCUGAUGCUUCGCCUGCCCCUGCGGGCAGCGCAGGCUGCGGCUGCGCACCGCGCGGCCGCAGCAAAUGUGCGCGGUGCCGCCGCCGCCGCCGCGCCGUCGGCGGUGCCUACGGCGCCGGCCUCUGCCUCCGCCACCGGCGGGCCCAAGUCGACCGCCUCGCCAGCUGUACCAGCCGCCGGCGCCGCCGGGGCUGGCGGCGGCGGCGGGCCACCGCCGCCGCGGCGGUUGAUCACGGACGCUCAGCUGGACUCGGCGGCGCAGAUCGCGUCCAGCCUGGUCGCGGAGCUGGCAACGUCGAUCGUGCCUGACGUGGGCGUGUUGGGGCUGAGCGGGCCGGGCCUGACGGCCGCGGAGGCCCAGGCGAUUCAGCUGGUGUGCACCAGCGUCAAAGGGCCGGAGCUGGCGACGGCGGUCAAGGGCAUCAUGGACAGCCUGGCGGCGCGGCAGCUGCCGCCGACGGCUGCGGCGGCGCCGGCCGCGGCAGCGGUGGCGCUCAUGUCGCUGCCGGCGGGCGCGGUGUCGGCGGCGCCGUCGGGCGCGCCACUGAGCGCGUUUGGGCCGGGGCACGGCCAGGCGCUGGCGGCGGCGCUGGCGCCGUUCCUCAAGUCGCCGGAUGAGGCGGGAGCGGCUGCGGCUGCGGUGGCGGCGAGCUUGGGGAGCAAGCUCGAGCAGCAGCAGAAGCAGCAGCAGCAGCAGGAAGGGGCGGCGGCGGGUGCAGGGGCUGGUGCGGGUGCUGAGGCGGGCAAGGCGGCGACGGCGGGCGCGGGUAGCGCGGCAGCAGCAGGAGCUGGGGGGUCCAGCGACAAGACGCCAGAAGUGCAGGCGGGCGCGGCCGUGGCAGGGAUAGCGUCGCCGGCUGCUGAUGUGGUUAUGGCGAAUGCGUGACGUGUUGCCCCCCGGACGGAUGAUAUAACGGACAUGCCGCCACCGCCACCGCCCAAGUGCAAGAGCGAUGGCGGCGGCGGCAGCGGCGCCGCCGGCCAGACUGACAGCACGACCGCUAAGAAUGACGGGGCCAGCAGCAGCACGGCCGGCGCGGCUGCUACUGCCACUGCUACUGCUACUGCCUCUGUCAGCCCGCCAGCUACUGCCAACAGCAGCGGCAGCAGGGGUGACGGCGCCAAGUCCAGCCCGCGAGUGACGGGGUGGCUGCGCUCGCGGCCGCUGGCAGGGCGGUAGCACGGUCCUGCCGGCAACUCGACAGGGCGGCAGUAGCAGGCACGGGUUCAAUACAGCAUGUGUUCUUAAGGGUCCUGCAUAAAGGCAACACGCUGCGUGUCGUUAUCCGGCAUUACGCUGCUGUCUGUGCCAGUGCUUUCCCAACACAGCUGUCGGCAUCCCUGUGUGGCGUGCUGUGUGGGUGUCAAGCCGUAGGCCAAAGUCCGGGGGGUUGACGCGUAUGGCCCAGGUCAGGUUGGAGACUUGGAGGGCCGGCGGGGGCAAGACUGCCAAGCGUGCGCACGGCACGUGCAGGGAGACAGCUGGUGGCGCGGGUGGGAGGAGUGAUCCGCAGGUAAAUGGGUGGGUGUAAGUCAGCAAAGCCGCUCGCAGGCGAGUGAUGGCAAGCUGGCGCUUACGAUAGUUUGUAGACAUUUAUGAAGCAGAUACUGAGGCACUAGAACGGCAUGGUAUAACAAUGGACUUCGAGCGCACGGCCAGUGCUGGGGCGUGUGUGUGGACAGGCUUGUGCCUGUGUGACUUCUUCCUAGGCUAGCUGUGCAUAGCCGUUUCCAUGUUUUGUGUUAGGCAGUUACAGGUUCAUCCGCACGGUUGGUGCGAUGUUGGUGUGGUGUGUGAAACAUGCUGUGUAUUGGGUGCUGCGCCAGCGUGUGCGGUUGUGCCGGUGGCUUGUCACUUUGCUUAGCCUGUUGGUGUCCGUGUACACGUUUCCUGCACUGUGAUGCGGGGUUAUGGUUUGAAUGGCUCUGCGGCGGGAGUCUUGGCGGCUGCUGGCUUGGUGAUGGACCGGUGCCAGGGUGGUAUUCAUGGGCAGCUUGGCACACAGCGUCAGGGCGGCUCGGUGCUUGCUAGCGGCGCCACUCGAUCAUUCGGGGUGUGGUGGCGAAUAUAAGUGCUGAUGUGCAGCCACUUGUCUCGUGCAACUGCACGAGUCGACAGGUGGUAUGGCAUUUAGCUGCCGCCUGCCAGGUGCGUGUGUGGAUGCGUGGGCCGGCGUGAUUCAUCAGGACGUGUGCACGUGUCCGGGAACGCGGGAAACGAGUUUACCUGUGGCCUGUGAAUAACGUUUGUGGGUCACGUGCUAGGGCCAGGAGAGCUGGCGCAGCGACUGUGUUGGGCCGUGUAGCAGGUCCGUAUUCGGAGAUUUGGGACUGGUGCCAACGCGUCCGACUGAGCGCGGUCGGGGGGUGAACGUGUUACAUGUGCCCACGCGUGCACGCUCUCCAAGCUUGGCCAAGCUUACCAAGGAUUGUCCAAAGCAGAACAACAGUA